AUGCGUAAAUUACGAAAGAUAUUGGGUGGCAAGGGUAGCUCUUCGAGACAGGGCAGCUCUUCGAGACAGAGCACUGUCGCGAGCACCUCCAUCAGCACAGCUUCCAGCACCAAAGCUCCCAAUAGCAAAGCUGAUGCCUCCCCCAUCGACCCCUCCGAGAGCAUCUGGAACAGCGCUUAUGAUGCACUCAAAGCCGAUGAACCGAAGCUGGUACAAGCGUAUGAGAAGAUCUUAUCUUUAAAACUAAGGAAUACUGUCUCUCUAGAGCCGACCACUCUAGAAGGCUCCCUAGAGCCUACCAUUCUAGAGCCUGCGAGCGUAAAUACAGGUAAUAUCAUUGAGAAAGACAAUGUGCUGGCGAGAAGAGCGCAGAUGCACCAGUUAAUUGAUAAUGGCCUUAAUAAAACAUUUCGAGAGGCCAGUAUCAAGAAUAGCAUAGGCCCAGUUAUGCAGGUAGUCAAUACUACUAAAAAGUUGGUGAGCGACGCAAUUAAGGACAUGCCACAAGCCGCUCUUCCUUGGGUUAUAGUAUAUAUUUCACUCUCGAUCUUAGCCAAUCCUAUAUCGCAAACUGAAGCGAAUCAAACGGGCAUUGAGUAUAUUGGAAUCACGAUAAAGUGGUACUGGGAGCAAGCAUCAUUGCUUUUUAAUAACAGCUCAAGCGACCAUUCCUUUACUGGAGUACAAAAUGAGUUGCAAAAUGCAUUCAUCAGCUUUUACAAAAAGCUUCUGCAAUUUCAGAUGAAAAGCAUUUGUAACUAUUACCGGAACCGUGGGUUCGUUUUCUUACGAGACCUCGUCGAACUGGACAAUUGGGAUAGCAGUCUGAAGUCUAUUCAAAUAGACGACACUUCUCUUCGCAACAAGAUACGUACGUUCUUGGGCCUUGAAUCGGAAUCACAUCUCAGAGUUAUAGCUCGUCACACCAAGGCACAAGAAACAUAUCAAAGGACCCAAGAAGACCAACAGUGUCUCAGAGACUUACGAAUCACAGAUCCUCGUGCUGACAGGAGCCGCAUUGAAACUACAAAGGGAGGCCUAUUGCAAGAAUCAUACCGCUGGAUUCUUGAAAACCCGCAGUUCCAGACUUGGCGCAACAGCGAUGAUAACCGCCUGCUUUGGCUAAGAGGUGACCCUGGUAAAGGGAAAACUAUGCUCCUAUGCGGCCUCGCCCAAGAAUUGAUGCAACAGGCAAACCCGAGUCUGGUCACAUUCUUUUUCUGUCAGGCCACCAUACCGAGCGUCAACAACCACAUAGCAGUUCUACGUGGUCUCAUAUGGCUUUUAGCAGAUCAGCAACCUUCUUUAAUAUCAUACAUCAGGAAAUCAUACGAUACCGCUGGGAAAAGCCUCUUUGAUGAGGGAAAUUCCUGGUACACAUUGUCCGAAAUUUUCAGCAAUAUGCUAAGGGACGAGGAACUGCCACCAGUGUAUAUCAUUAUCGAUGCCCUUGAUGAGUGUAUCACAGGUCGGAUGGAACUCUUGCAUCUUAUUCGAGAUGCAUCUGCCUCGUCAAAUGCCAAAUGGGCCGUAUCUAGCCGCAAUUGGUCUGAAAUUGAGGAAAAAUUAAUUCAAAGCAUGAACCUUAGCCUUGAGGUAAAUGCUACACUUGUCGCAAGCGCUGUGGAUGCAUACAUCUCCCACAAGGCAUCUCAAAUAUCCCUUCUAAAACACGACGAAGAUUUGAAAGAAGAAGUUUGUCGUCAAAUGCGAGAGAAGGCCAACGGCACAUUUCUCUGGGUUGCAAUUGUCUUCGAUAGGCUGAGUUCCGAGAGCAAUGCCUAUUACGACGAUACAUCAGAUGUAAUGGCAAUUCUGGAUGAGAUGCCUGAAGAUCUAUCUAAGCUCUACACUGUCAUGCUACAGCGAAUUUCUCAACUAAAAGGGAAAGGCCCUGGAUUAUGUCGAAGUAUAUUGGCUAUCGCAACAUUGGCACAUCGGCCCCUACAUCUUAACGAGCUCUCAACUCUUGCAGGGUUCCAGGGCAAUUUGAAGAAACUGCCCCAGUUAAACUCGCUGAUAAAGGAUUGUGGUUCAUUCCUAACGGUCCGAGAAAACCACAUUUACUUUGUGCAUCAAUCUGCAAAAGAUUAUCUAGCCAGCGAUCCUUCCUCGCAACCUGUCAUUUUCCGGCACGGAAUGGGGGACGUUAAGUAUAGCAUGGUUUUAAACUCAUUGAACGCUAUGGAUCAAACUCUAAAAGAGAACAUUUACGAGCUGGAGCAUCCUGGAAUUCUUCUCGAAGAUGUUAGCCCGCCAAAUCCCAAUCCUUUAGAACAUUGUCUCUAUUCCUGCACUAAUUGGGCCUCUCAUUUGUGCGACAUAUAUAGUACUGCAGGAGAUCAAACUCUCCUGGUCGAUGAAGAAGAAAUCUUGCACUUCUUGAAGAAGCAUGUUCUCCACUGGCUUGAGGUACUCGCUUUGACACGAAAUUUAUCUAGCAACAUAUCUUAUUUCCAAACACUCAACGAAUUGCUAAAGAAACGCUCCACAGCAGAGGAACUUCAAAAAUUUAUAUAUGACGCAAGCCGAUUCAUGCAAUACAACACCCAGAUUAUGGAGAUUGCUCCUAUGCAGAUUUAUUCAUCAUCACUUCUGUUCAGUCCUCAGAGCUUAAUUUCUACUCAUUUCAGGAAUAAGCUGUCCUGGAUAAAACAUGUACACAGUUCAGUAAAGGAAAGCCACUGGAGCCCUCGCCUACAGAUAAUCGAGAAAAAACAAGCAGAAACGAUAUGUUCCAAUGGUACAAAUCUCUUAGUAGUGCCAUCCUCCUCUAAGACCGUUCAAAUUUGGGAUAUGGCUACAGGAAAGCAAAUCCAUUCACUCAAUCACGCAGGAGAUGUACAAGUACAGCAAGCAGUAUUUUCGAGCGAUUUGAAUCACGUGUUCACAAUUGCAGGGGAUCGAUUCCAUUGCUGGGAUGCAAGAUCCGGUGCGGUGAUACACAAUGCCAGACUUCGGGGGUUUGAUAUCGGAAGAUUUUAUGCAAUCUCCAACGAUGGGAAGUUCGUGGCGUCGUGUAAGGCUUUUGGGAUGAACGAGGACGGCAGAAUUUUUAUAUAUCACACGGUUGAUGGGACAAAGCUACAGCUAUCAUAUGGCGAUACGGCCCAUCAAAUGGGCUCAUUGAAGUGGUCAAAUAAUGCUAAGUUUUUGGCAGUUACAACGGGAUUCACUACCCGUAUCUGGGAAGUGCCUUCAGGCAAAGAGAGAUUGGAACUUCUUAACCACGAUGAUAGCAUUCGAGGAAUGCCCAGUUUUUCAGGCGAUUCCAAAUUCAUAGCUUUUCCUGUUGGGGAAGGGUUUGAAGUCUGGGAUUUGGAGAUUGAAGAAAAGAUACUGAAUAUUAGCGCAGAAAGUUCGUGGGAAGUCGAAAUUGUCGAAUUCUCCAAAGACUCCAGGCUCAUUGCCGAAACUCGCUACCGCAGGGACGACAACGGGUUGACUCAUUACCAUGUCCUUAUCUGGGAGAUAACUUCUGGCAUGAAACAACAUGAAUUACGGGUUAAUUCUGGAGACAUAACGGGAAUUGCGUGGUCCGAUGACGGACAAACGCUGGCUGUAGCAUUUUCCGAGGACAUUGAAUUGUACGAUCUAACUGAACAUGCUUACUGGGAUUUCAACGACCAAAAACCUUCGGCAUAUCAAGCCAAGUAUUCACCAAACCUAGUCACUUUUUCGCCCGACUUUAAACUCGUGGCUACUGCUAUGAGUUACGUCGCAGUCUGGGACACGACAACCGGCUAUAUCCUACAGGCAUUUGAUGGAAUAGACACUCGUGACAUUCUCAGAUUGCAAUUUUCACGGGAUGGCAAGUCUAUUUACAUGUACUCUGAGGUUGACGGAUUGCAGAAGUGGGACGUUGCCUCUGAUAGCUUGAUACACAAAUUUCCCGCCUCUCUAACCACAGAUCGGGUGAAUGGAACAGCGUUUUCUUUUGACGGAAAGCUUUUUGCGACGGAAUCAAAAGCGGGAGAUGAGAUGUUGCUAUGGAAUCUGAACAAAGCCGAAAAGACUUCCCACUCGAUGACUUUUCACAAGAGGGGGCUUGAAAACAUGCAUCUCCUGGCUUUUUCUCAGAAUGCAAAGUAUCUUGUCUCUGCAGAGUAUCUUGCUCCUGCAAAACGCUCGUCCCAGGAAUUCACGACUUAUAUUUUUUCUAUAUGGAAUGUGGAAACUGGCGAAGAAUUGUGGGCGACGAACGUUGAGAUGCGAGAAUAUAAUAGAGUGCUUUGCGGGCGAUGUACAGCCUGGGGAAACAAACACGAGUCGAUUGAAAUAUCCAAUGACGGUGCCACAGUGCUUUUCUCGGAGCGUGCUCGUCAUGGGAUGUGGGUUUUGACAAGAGGAGAAGAAACUAGGUUCCAAAUCUGUUGCCAAUAUUUCGAUCCGUCUUUCGACGGCGACUCGAGCACACAUAUCCUGACACAACUUGGUUGCAUAGCACUGGACAAUUUGAUCGCUCAGGCGGAUACAUUUGCUGGCCCUUCCGGGAGAGCAUGCGAAUACCAUUCUAUCGUUGAAGGUUACGGUGUUAGUCUUGACAGAUUAUGGAUAACUUGGAAUGGAAAGAAUGUGCUAUGGCUGCCGCCAGAUUAUCGAAUGACAGUACGGAUGGCCAGAUCCCGCCACUGUAUUGUCAUGAUAGACUCUGGAGACAAUCCCUGCAUUCUUCGAUUCUCUGGCCCACCUCCUUUCACAGCGCUCUCUUAGGACAUGGUAGGUGGCAUCCUCAAGGGCGAGGCUGGACGGAACAUUCGGGUAGACAGCACGUUUAUGAGUGGAGCUUCUCGUGAGGUUUCUGGGUGGUAUAACGAAUUACGAUUUAAGUGAGUGCGGGUGAAAGACAACGGGAUUCAUAAGAUGUUUGUUAGUAUUCAGCUAGCAUAUAAAUUUUAUUAUAUAAAUAUAGCAGCAAUUACUAGAGAAAUAU
Molecule: messenger RNA, 4933 nt
Organism: Trichoderma harzianum CBS 226.95
Lineage: Eukaryota; Fungi; Ascomycota; Sordariomycetes; Hypocreales; Hypocreaceae
Exons: 3
Coding region: 1-4713 (1570 amino acids)
Molecular function (GO): protein binding
Source: RefSeq, a predicted model, not a curated record